Molecule: messenger RNA, 2404 nt
Organism: Megalopta genalis
Lineage: Eukaryota; Metazoa; Arthropoda; Insecta; Hymenoptera; Halictidae
Product: protein croquemort
Cellular component (GO): membrane; cytoplasm
Molecular function (GO): scavenger receptor activity
Source: RefSeq, a predicted model, not a curated record
UGGUUCAAAAGCCCGCGGUUACGUGGCGUUCGUGUGUGCACCAAGCAUGUCUGCAUUUUGUCAUUAACAACAGCUCAUAGGUCAAUUUUUCUUUUUUCAUUUAAACAAAACAGAUUUCUUUCGUUCGCCAUUUAACCACGGUAGCGGAGAACAUAAUUGUAUCGCUCACUGUUGUCGUUGUUAAUUUAAGAUUAGUCCCUAUCAACCGGAUUGUAUGGAACUGUUGUAGUAAUACGAAAAAAGUAUAGUCUGAGAGACAGUGUUAUAUAUGAGCACAAAUCAUUAAAUUAAUACUAAUUGGUAAAAUGAUACGAGUGUCAACGGUCACCAUUGUUACAGUAGCAGUAGGUUUAGGGGUAGGAAUAAUUGGACUAGUGCUGGGAAUACUAUGGCCUUCGAUUUAUUCUUCGCUCAUUCAUAAGCAACUAUCUUUGACUCCAACAUCUACCAAUUAUGAACUAUGGAAGGUGACUCCAAUACCUAUGCAUUUGAAGCUUUACAUGUUCAAUCUAACCAAUCCUAAAGAAUUCCUUAUAGGUAAGGAAAACCCCAAGUUCGAGGAGAUGGGUCCUUAUGUAUUCAGGGAAACUGAUUACAAGGUAAAGCAGACUUGGAACGAAAAUAACACAAUAACAUAUCAAAGAAAAAGAGUAUGGCAUUUCAAUCAGUCUUUAUCAACCGGUAGUUUAUCCGAUAAUGUGACUAAUAUAAACCCUGUGGCUGCUAGCGUCGGUUACACUGUGAGAUUCUCGUUACCAUUUUUCCGGUAUGUGGCUGAUAAAAUCAUGAAGAUUUUGGGAGAAGAAUUAGUAAUCACUAAAACAGUCAAUGAAUUACUCUUCGAAGGUUACACCAGCGAGAUGCUAACACUCGCCCGCAAAGUGAACAUUACAAAAAUACCAAUGGAUAAAUUUGCUUGGUUCUAUAAGAGGAACAAUAGUGCAUCGUACGAUGGAACGUUCAACAUGGACACAGGUGAAUCCAACAUGUUAGAUCUUGGUGUUGUCAAGGAAUGGAACUAUAAUAGUCGAGCCAGUUCCUAUCCUGGCCAAUGUGGAGUAAUCAGUGGAACAAACGGAGACCUGUGGCCUCCUUUACCUGACAAUGAUACCGUUUCCUUCUUUCUAUCUGAUAUUUGCACGAGCAUGUCAGCAAAGUAUUUCGGUAAAACAGUCCACGAAGAUCUACCAGGAGUAACAUAUAUCAGCGACGACACGAUUUUUGACAAUGGCACAAAAGUACCAUCGAGGAAAUGCUACUACCAGGGUGAAUCCAUACCUUCUGGAGCAAUGAAUAUCUCCUCGUGCAAGUGGGGUGCACCAGCCUUCAUUAGUUUACCACAUUUCUACUUGGCAGACCCUAUUUACACGGAAAAUAUAGAUGGGAUGAAUCCUCAGAAAGAAAAGCACCAACUGUCUAUAUCCAUAGAACCGAAAACUGGAGUUCCAUUAAAAGUUAGCGCGCAAAUGCAAUUGAAUAUGAUGGUCGAUUCCUAUGAGAACAUGACGACUUUCCAGAACAUGAAGAAGAUAUUCAUACCAAUGCUCUGGUUCACACAAGAAGCAAACCUAACUGCUAAUUAUGCCAGUACAGUCAAGUUCAUCAUAAUUCUGCAGACGUUAGGCAGCGUGACCUGCUUCGGGAUCGCCGGUAUCGGCAUAAUAGUCCUUUUUAUCGGUAUCUUCGUGAUUAUCAAGAAUGGUAUGAAGAACGAGGACAACGAACAAUUGAUCUCGACAUCUAGACUUAACGGAGACAUGUGAUGGCUUGGGACAACCGUCGACUAAGAAAAGAUAAUCACUGUCGGAGUUUAGAUGUAUACAUGUUUCAAUUACCGCUACGUAUUACAUCCUGUUGUAACUAGAACAGGUGAGCACGUCGUUCGAAUUAUUUCUAAAUGUGCUUUCCGAAUAAUUGUAUAAUUUCCGAGUGUCUAAUCAAGUGCCUGAUCGUCUCAACGAGAGAACGGACGCCGAAAUCACGGUGCCGAACCGUGUUUAAGAAACUCCUGUACCUAAUUAUUGUACAUACACAGCUGUGAACAUCCCCACACUCUCUCUCCCUAAACACACGGGCGCGCGCGCGCGUGUGCACACACACACACACACAGAGACAGAAAUACGCAUACACACAAUCGCAUACACGCGAGCGCGCCUUUUCUAAGCAAACGAUAGAAGAAACUUUAUCCUUAGUCUCUUUCAAACUAUUUUUUUAGAACAAAACGAAUACCGAGAAUGAGAGAAGGAUUAGAACAGCGCUGAUUAGUUUCCAAUCGGAGCUCCUGUUGAUCGUUAACAGAGUUAAUAUACGUAUAAUAUCGUUGCAACUGUGAUAAUGUAGACACUUCUUCCAGUAUAAAUAUGAUGGAGUAUGUUAGCAAUAAAAGGAUAUUAAUUUUAUAGAA